Messenger RNA from Durio zibethinus, 1042 nucleotides. RefSeq names its product ER membrane protein complex subunit 8/9 homolog. NCBI's taxonomy places the organism in Eukaryota, Viridiplantae, Streptophyta, Magnoliopsida, Malvales, Malvaceae. The record is from RefSeq and is a predicted model, not a curated record. Gene Ontology annotation, cellular component: EMC complex.
UGACAAUCCUGACAGCUUCCUGGGAAAUCUUUUCUUGUCAGCCUCAAAAGUAUCGAACUCAAAAAUUUACGAACGUAAACGACAGAGUUGAGUUCACUUCGAACUCCCAGACAUUCGUUUCUGUCUCAUCUUCUUGUUUAACUGCCGGUGGUCCAAUAAACAAAAAAUGGUGACCGAGUUGAAGUACGAGAUCUCACAGAACGCUUACAUAAAGUUGGUUCUACAUGCGUUGAAGCACAAGACCACGGCGGUCAACGGCGUCUUACUCGGCCGAGUCAACCCGCAAAAAGAAAACGUCGUUGAGAUCCUUGACUCAGUCCCUCUCUUUCACUCCAAUCUUGCUUUAUUGCCUCCCCUCGAGAUCGCCCUCAUCAUGGUAGAGGAGCAUUAUGGAUCUGAGGGCUUGGGAAUUGUGGGUUAUUUCCAUGCAAACGAGAGGUUUGAUGAUGCAGAGCUAGGCAUCUUGGCAAAGAAUAUUGGUGAUCAUAUCUGCCGGUACUUUCCCCAAGCUGCUCUUCUCUUGUUAGAUAACAGAAAGCUUGAAGCUCUGCCCAAGGGGAAAGACCAGAGUCCCAUGAUGCAGCUUUAUAUAAGGGAUGCAUCCAAGAACUGGAAACUGGUUGGACCAGAUGCAGGCAGCCGAUUGCUCAUAAAGGAGCCAGCAGCAAAUAUAGUCUUGUCGGAUUAUAUUGCAUCUGAGAAAUGGCAGGAUGUUGUAGAUUUUGAUGACCACCUUGACGACAUUAAGAAGGAUUGGCUUAAUCCAGAAUUCUUAAAGUAAAGAUCAUUGGUUGGUUGUUGGUUGAUUGAACGUAAAGGCUGAUGCGAAUAAUUGUCUGUCGAAGAAUGUGAAGUAGACAAUGAAUUUGACAAAACAUGGGCUUAAAGAUAUUUAUUUGCCAAGAGAUUUUGUUGUGAUGCAUUAACCGAAUAGUUUUAAGUUCAUGAAGAUACCUUCUCCACAUAUCUAUAGUGAAAUGAGGAUGUUAAUGGUCAUGAAAUGAUGAUAUUAUUUGAAUGUUUCACCCCAGGAAGGCCUAAA